Haemorhous mexicanus (house finch) is the source of this 13922-nucleotide messenger RNA. It is a transcript of the gene SYNE3, whose product is annotated as spectrin repeat containing nuclear envelope family member 3. Gene Ontology annotation, biological process: nuclear migration. The transcript has 18 exons. Gene Ontology annotation, cellular component: meiotic nuclear membrane microtubule tethering complex; cytoplasm; nuclear outer membrane. Gene Ontology annotation, molecular function: actin filament binding. Lineage: Eukaryota; Metazoa; Chordata; Aves; Passeriformes; Fringillidae. The record is from RefSeq and is a predicted model, not a curated record. Bases 116 to 3088 code for a protein of 990 amino acids.
GCCUUAGUAAGGAGGAAGCCACUGGUUUCUCUUCGUGCCAGACUUGCUCGUGCUGCCAGCUGUGCCGAAUUGCUGCUCUAACGCCCAGUGGAGGCCACGCUGGAUUGUGGCUGCCAUGCUGGGAAGCCAUCAGGAAACUUUGAUGGAAUCACCACAGACUUUCGCCUACCCUUUUAACCAGAUUUCCCAGGAUUUUGCUUCCUCAAAUGCAAUGACUCAGCAGCUCCAGGAUGAAUUUGACAGCAGUGUGGAGAAUGCAGAAGCUUGGAUGAAGGCCAUCCAAGAGAGACUGAGGAUCAAUGACAACACCAAAGGACCUCGAUCUGCCCUGGAAGCCAGACUGAGAGAGACUGAGAAAAUCCGUGCCCUGGAACCAGAAGGCAGCUUGAAAAUGGACUUGAUUCUUGUGAAGGCAGAUGCUGCUCUUCGCAGCAUCAGUGAGGAGAAGAAGCAUGAGGUACUCUCUAAACUGAAAGACAUUAAAGCCCUGUGGGAAGAGACAGCCAUAUACAUUACUCAUUGUCACAGCCGCAUUGAGUGGGUCUGGCUGCACUGGAGCGAGUACCUGAAGGCCCAGAAUGAGUUUUACACAUGGAUUCACAACAUGAGGGUCACCUUGGAGCCUGACAUUGAGUUGCAGCUUGGCUUAAAGGAGAAGCAGUGGCAGCUGAGCCAUGCUCAGGUUUUGCAGAAUGAUGUCCUAAAUCAGUCAGUCCUGCUGGAAAGGCUGCUGGAGGAAGCUGCUUCGUUGUUCAGCAGGAUAGGUGACCCCAGCGUUGAUGAGGAUGCUCAGAAGAAAAUGAGGGUGGAGUAUGAAGGAAUCAGACAAGAAGCUCAGAACAGAGUGAAACUGCUUGAAACGAUAACCAAGGAACAUGAGCAGUACAGCGCCAGUGUCAACCAGUUUCAGUCGUGGCUGAGUGGUGUCACAGAGAAACUAAACUGCUGCACUGGAGGAGCAACCAAGACUUCAGCAGAGGACAAGCUAAAGGCACUGAAGGAAAUUGCCAAAGACAUUAGGAGUGGUGGAAAGAAAUGGAAGCACCUUGAAAAUCAGUGUGCAGAGGUGAUUCAGAAUACCUCUCCACUUGGAUCUGCAAGACUGAAGGAUGAACUUGAAGAGCUAAGAAAAGCCUUGGAGAAGUUGAAACUGCUCAGUAGUGAGGAGGAGGAGAGAUUGCUCAAGAUCCAACAAUCUGAAAGUGCCUACGAGUCCCAAGCCAGACAAUUAGAAGCAGACAUCCAGCAGCUGAGGAAAGAUCUACAGAGACUAGAAAAUGACCUGGACCCUGGGGAAGGGGAAAAGACUGAAGAUGAGUUUGUAACUCUGUGGAAAAAAUGCAAUGCAACGAGAGCAGCUCUGGCUGCAGAAGAGUCAAAGAUUGAGAGGCUGAAGGCUCAGCUUAAGGAACUGCUACGGUUUUCCCAAGAUGUGCAGCCACAUGCUGAGAGUGUUGUCUCUGCAAUACAGCAGUAUCAAAGUGUUAGAAGCAAGACUUCUAAAAUGAGCAGUGAUACAGAGACCCAGCUGUGGAGACUCAUCCAAAAUCCCCUGCAAAGUUUUGAGCAGUGGAAGCCAUCGGUCCAGAUGCUCCUGGAGACUCCAGAGCCAGAGCUGGCUCACAUUGAGGCUGCUCUAGCUGAAAGCUCCCAGUUCAAAGAAAAGUUGAUGAUGUUACAGCUAAAGAAAGAUGUGCUAAACAAUGUCCUUGGUGAGGAAAAGGCAGAGUCUUUCCUUCAAGAAGUAGCUGAAGCUUCAAAGGAGAGAGAAAUUCUACACAAAGGUCUGCUGCAAAGCAAGAGCAAACUCCAGAAUUUGAUAAUGCAACAUAAGAACUUUGAUGCUGGUUUUGCACCAUUGCAGAAGAAAUUAUCUGCCAUCAAAGCCAAAUUAGAUCUGGAGAAGGAACCACGGCCUGACCUCUUGGGUAAAAAGACACAACUCCAGAGACUCCAGAUGAUCCAAGAUGACUUGGCAGAGCUUGCCAUUCACAUGGAGGAGGUAGAGAAGCUUGUGCAGUCAAAUACCACACACAGGCAUGAAAUGAACCAACUCUCAUCUGAUUCUCAGGCCCUGAAGAGAUCACUGGAGCUGAUGAUACAGCAGAGUGAAGACCAAGUUCAGAAGCACUGGGCAUAUACUGACAAACUGUCUGACCUCCAGCAGUGGAUCUCAGUAACCAGGGAGAAGAUUGACUCCUGUCAGGAUGCUGAGGGAGAGCAGAACACCGAGGGCAGGCUGGAAGACCUGGAGAGACUGCUGGCUGAGUUUCCAGAUAAGGAGAUCCAGCUGCACCUUGUGGAAGCUCAUGGCCAGUUGGUCAUGGAGAAUUCUUCUCCAGAGGAGACUGCCCAUGUCCAGGCAGAGCUGGAUCAGCUGAAGGAGUCGUGGAAAUCACUGAAGGAGAUGGCAACGGGCCUGCUCAAAAAGUGGCAGUUAAGCAGACCAGUGGCUGAGAAGAAGAAGAAAAGAGCAUUUGUGGACAGCAGAUGGAUGUCUAGACCUGCUUUCCACCUUUUUGAUGUCGAUCCCAACCAUAAGCAGGAGAAGAUGGGAGAGGGGCAAACUGCAAGCACCCACUUGAAGCUCCUACAUGACUUUGAAGAGUGGCUCCAAGGAGAAAACACCAAACUGACCAAAAUUCUUGCUGGGACUCCAUCUUCUGAAGAGCAAAUUAAGGGACACCAGAGCAAACUUGAGGAGCUGCAGUCUCGUGUGCCUCAUGGUCAGCAUCUCUUUGAGGACCUCCUGCAUCUUCAUCCUGUCGUGGGAGGUUCUGAGGACCUGGAGGACCUGCGCUACCGAUGGAUGCUCUACAAAGCCAAGCUGAGAGAGGCCCUGAGCUCACAGGGUGCUGGAUCUUUGGAGGAGCCAGACAGAUUGAGAAAGGAGCGCUCCGGAGGCGUGUGCUGGUUCCUGCGUCGCGCGUGCCGGGCAGCGCUUCCCCUGCAGCUGCUGCUGCUGCUGCUGCUGCUCCUGGCCUUCCUGCUGCCCCUGGCAGAGGACACCCACAGCUGCACCCUGGCCAACAACUUCGCUCGCUCCUUCCAGCUGAUGCUGAGAUACGAGGGCCCACCCCCGACGUAGCUCCUUGGCACGCACCAGGUGGCGGCGGAAGGGCAGACUCUGGUUUUAACUGCAGCUCGCGUAGAUUUUAGGGCUUCUAACACAGCCAUCAUGCCAACAGGAUAGAUCACGUAAUGCAACAUAAGAUUAAUCCCACUUUAAUCAGGUAUCUGAGCAAAAUUAAUAUUUUUACAAUUUUUUUAUUAUUGUAUUUAUAAUAUGUAUAUAGAGAUUGUGUAUGUGUAUGUAUGUACAUAUAUAUAUAUAAAAAUGCAUAUCUGUGGUCAAACUAGCAACCACCAUCCACUCAUCCACUGUUUAGAGAUAAUUCUGCAAUGUUUCUGCCAUCUUUCAGCAAGCAAUACUGAAGGAUGGUGUUGUUGUGGGAUUUUCUGGGUGAUUUUUAACAUCAGAUUUUGGUUUACAGCUGAAGUCAGAGCAAGUAUGAGAACAUGUGGUCGUGCACCAGAGUGUAAACUGGAGAGCAGGCACAGCAGAAUCAUGAGUGGUUGACAUUCAGCCCAAGGAAGAUUUGGACUUUUCUCUUUGAAAUCUUGAGCUGAUUUUUUCAGUAUCUGGAUACAGGGAUUGCAGAAGCUAAUAGAAAUGUUUCUACUGACUUCAGUAGGAGUGGGAGUGGACCACCUCUUGUUCUUAUUUUUUACAAGAUUUCUUUUCCAAUUACUGUAUUUUCCAGCCCACCUGAAUCAGGAGAGGUGGAAUACAGUGGGAAGAAAGCUAGAAAAAAAAGAAUAUAUUUUUUUAGCAUUUCUUUAUCAGGAGAACUUUUAAAAUCAGAUCAUAAUUUUCUGAACAAAUUUGUGAGCACUGAACAAAACCUUGUGUCACCAAUCUUGUCUAUAAAAAAGAGUAGGCUUUUUGUUAGAUUUUUGUGUUUGUGGGGAUUUGUGGCUUGGUUUGUUGAGUUUUUUACUUUAUAAAGAGGCAUUUGGUAACAGAUUAUAAAGUCUGAACAGUGGGAUGCAGCCUGGCUCAAUGUCAGUAAAGCAAAAGUUGGAAGUACUUUAAUAAUACCACCCUGGAAAGAAGAUUCCUACCUAGGAUUCUUUUGUAUUAAUGGUUUAUUGAAAAUUGUGUAAACUGAUUGUAUCAAAGACAGUCAAGCAUAGAUUUCUGUGUUGUCUAAACUCUAAAAUUAUGGCAAUUUGUCAUUUAUUUACUUAACCCUAUGUCUGAUUUAUCAAAUUUUUGAAUGUACAUUAUACAUUGCCUUUAAUGUAAAAGCAGUUUUCACUUCAGAGUGAUGAAGCCAUUCUUAGUGGUGUUUUACCUAAUUGACUCCUGAGAGAAAAGGUAAUUUCUAAAAAUUUAUGCCAUUUCUGAGAGAUAUCCUUUAUUGUCUCAUGGUUUUAGCUACAGCAGUAAUAAUGAAAAAAAAAAAUAACAGAAGAAACAGUUACUUUGCCUCUCCUGGCUUUCUUGGAGGAGGAAUUUCUCUUCUGUGUAUCACUAUGGGGUACUUGGUGUUGUUUUCUGCAUAAGGUCUCAAAUAAUAUUGUAGCUGACAGACUGAAGGAGGAAGGCACUUAUUUAACAAAAUCAUUAAAGUUCUGUUCAAGAAGCAAACUUGUGUAGAAUCAGGAGGCAUAACAGCACGGAGCUCAGUUUAGGCACGGGAUUAGGAGAGCAGGCAGUGGGAAAGAGGAGCAGUAAAACAUGGAGAGGAGAGGUAUCCAUCAAUUUGUAAAGCCUUAGAAAAGGAGUCACAGUUAACACACAGGACAAGAGCACAGGCUCUAUGGAGGAAAAAAAUCUCAGAAUCCUUUUGACUCCCCUUCCCUUCUACACUCAUGGUAAUAUUGCAUAUUAAACAGCUUUUCUUCCGUUUUUAAGGUUUGAAAGGGGGUGAGUCAGGUCUUCUACAUGUUCUGAGGAGACUCUCCCAGCACCAGGACUCUGUCCCUGUGCUCCUAAUAAUGUCUCUGACUGUACUGGGUUUGCUAGAGUUGGAUUAAAAUGCCAAAAGUCUGCUAAAAAUGCAAAGAGCAGAAGUUAAAGGAGAGACAGCAGGGAUGGUGAAGGUAUCACUCAAAGUGCAAGGGGAGCAUGGAGCAGGAGCUGAGGUGAUGUGGGUUAAAACCCUGGCUGUCAGGAGGUAGCAGAAGAGUUCUCAGAGCAGGCAGAAGGGACUGGAAGCAGAAAGGUGAGCAGAGUCCCUGUAUAAGCAUGGACAAUUCACUUUGGGAAGUGAAGGAAGGCCUCUGAUUUCUUUCCUGAAGGAGCCAGAUGGAGGGAGCUGUAAUUUGUCAGAGAAUGAAGCAUAUUAAUUCCUUCCUUGCAGCCAUUUUUUCUGGUGGCUCCCUCCUCCUGACAUACCUCCUGCUCUCCAGAUUAGCAGUGCAAGUGCCAUGCACAUUCCUCUAAGAAUUGCUGCCAGCCCAGGGGGAAGAAACCCCUGUGGCUGCCCUGCAGGGAGUUAAUCAUCACACACUUCUCCAUGUUAAAUUCAAUCUUCCUUUAGAAAAGAAGGGUGGGGGAAGAGGGGCAGUUACCAAACCUGCUCUGUGUGGUUGUGGAUGUGUGUAGGUGUGCCCACACCUUUCUGUGAUGUAGCUACAUUGCAGUUCUCUGGGUUUUGCUGAGCUGAUCCAGGUGAUGAAAGUAAAAUACCAGUGAGAAAGCAAAAAUAAUGAGGAAUAAUAAAGCUGCAAAUGGAAGACAGUAGGGAGAUGGAAAAGUUUUUUCUAUGAAAGCACAAAAUCUCUCAUCAGAUUUCUUUCUGCCAAGCCUUUCUGAUCUGGGUGAUUUGUUUGGGUUCACAAAUGCAUUUGACACCAUGGGAGUGUGUAACAGGGAGAAAAAAAUUCUGCACAGAAGAUCUUACAAGAACAACUGCAUCAUCACCUUGAUGUUUCAGUGUGGUGGCAGGUUUAAAAAAAAGAACCAAACAACUAAAUUAGAAACACACUUUUGCUUCUGGGUUUGCAAUCAGUUUAUUCUGUAAAUCCCCUGUCUAUAAUCUUGGAAAGUUUUGCUUUAAAUCUCAGUCAAUCCAUUCUCAUUAACUUAAAUAAUCUGAAUAUCUCACAGAAGUGAUGAAUAUUUCUACAUCUUUGCAAUGAAAACUAUCCAAAGCACAGGACUUUAAUGUUCAUAUCGCUGAAAACAACUCAAGUCUUCCAUAGUGUCAUUUACCUCACCAGUCCAAGGCAGGUGUGAGACUUUUCUGACAAAGAAAGAAAUAAAAAAAUCACAAAAGUAAGCUUGAGAUGUAAAUGCAAAAUUUACUUUCGUUUUUAUUCUCUUGUGGGUUUUUUUAUUUCUGAAAAGCUUGCAAUACUGAUUCCUGGAAGUGUGUGUAAAUAUUAAUCAAGUCAGUAAUUGGAAUAAUGAGUCCAGCUUCCAGGAAACUGUACGAAGAUCAGAUUCCUCAAAACACAAACUAAAUCCAAAGGAUUUAGUUUUUAAGGACUGGUUUCCAAACCAGUCCUUAAAAUCUUGAGCACAGUUCCUCACCUUUGUUCACAGAUGAUUUGGUGGUGAUAUGCUCACUUUUGUGCCUAUAAAAUCCCCAGCUCAUACAUCUCUGACAUCCAGAUGUAACUGAGAUGUGCUAUAGCUCAGGUUCAGACUGGGCCCACUGCCUUAAGCCUUCCCUUGCCAAAACAUGGGAUGCACAGAACCCUGGAUGUGUCUGCAGCUGAGGACUUUCACUAUUUUGCCCCGGUGCAGUUGCAGCCACAGUCAAAGGCUGCUAAAAGCCUCUGAACCAUAUGGGGUAUGUUUGAGGUUGAGUGGUUUUUGCACCUGGCCUGCACCCCCUGCAGACACCCAGCCUGUUCAGAGAGCUCUGUCUGUGCUCCUGCCUGCACUGUGGCACCCAGGAGCUGCUUGACCACGUUAAUGACCCUGCAGUGCUGAAGGCAAAAUCCUGCACUCCACUGCCCAUGCAUUACAGUAAGACAUUACUGAAGGCACAAUCCAAACCCAACCUCUGGCAUGAAAGCAAGCCUCAUUUGUAAACUGUAAUUGAUUUUGAAGCCUGAUGCCUUCCAGAGAGCUUUCCAUGGCAGCAAUACAUUGAGGUAGAAAAUUGCUAUUGUGCCCCAUGUCUAUUAACAGCCCUUUCUCUGGUUCCAGCCAGCAAUUUAAUUGAUAUUAAAUAUUAUUUAUAUAUGCCCUCCUCAGAAAUGCCUGUAUGAAAAACAUCUUCAGUUCUAAGCACAUACAUUAGCAAUGUUGUAUUCCUCUGCUAGCACUCGAUCUCCAAAGCAGUCAUGAUUUCUGCCAAGUGCUACUUUAUUUGUGCUGGCUGACAACUUAGAAGAAUCAAAAAUUUGAAGCUGUAAAUAAAGCUACUAGGCUAACUAAUAAAACCACCUAGUGAUCACUGAAUAAUUUGGACAGCUUUUAGAAUAGCUUUAUGCUUCUCCUUAAUCCCUUUUGUUGGAGUAUUUGUAGACCUCGGAGAGAAGAAAUGUCUCCAAAACUUAGCCAUUCCUAGAGAGACAGAUGGUGAUCUCUGCACAUCAGAAGAAACAGUAUUUUCUCUUUAGCUGCUCUAGACCUCAGGAGUUUAUUACAUCUGAUCUCCUUUUCAAUAUUAAAUAGGGAAUGUUUUACUUUGAUGUGAGUGCAUAAACAUCUCAUUAGCACUAAAGAGAUUUGAAGAGUGAGUUCAUGUACAAUAAUUCUUUUAACUUGUGUCUACACAAGAGAGUACAUUGUCCUCUUUUCUUUAGGAAAAAAACCCAACCAAAACUGCUGUGUGACAGAGAUUCCCAGGCCAAACAAAGCCUUUUGGAAAAACUGAAUAUUACAGACUGAAACUAAAUUAUCCACCAUAGGAAACUGGAAAAAUAGUAUUGCCUUUCAUGAAAUGCUGGCAUAAACCCCCAAUAAACAUGUCUUUGCCAGGCAUCAUAGAUGUCUUUCAAGUCGUAGGUUAAGUACCCAGCUGGCUGUAAGAGCUGCUUUUGGAGGGUUUACUACCCCAUGGACAGGAUCAUUUGCUGGGGUGCAGCUGAAAACACAUUUGUCCAGAGAACUUAUACCAACUUCUGCCAGAAUUGCUGGGGGCUGUUGAGGAUGUUCUUAGCAGCUCCCAGACCACUGACCUGCUCUGAGCUAUUACAAGUUUUUUGCAUUCAUUUAUCUGUCAGAGGUUGGCAACUCUCAGAAACCAGUUUAUUAAAAUACAAAAGAUAAUAUUUCUGGUGCAGGCAAUAUGAUUCAUUGAGAAAUCGAACUUAUUACUUUUGCCAUAUUUAAAAAAAAGACAUCUGUUGGUUAUACUGGAAUAUAAACAGGUUAGUUGUAGGUGUUGGGUAUCAUCCUCCUGUUGGUGACAUCCUCCUGUUGGGCAGGAUGUUUUAGGCAGGAGGCAUUUUGACUUGUACAUGUCCAUUUAAGAAUUGUGGGAUCAUGUUGCACUUGUUAAAUGGUAGACAAGUGCAAAGAUAAACAAAGAUUCUUGAAUUUUAAAAACAAACAAACAAAAAAAAACAAACAAAAAAACCCCCAAAAAACAACCACCAAACAGAAAACCUCCAAAAACCAAAGUAGGAGGGAAUAAUCUGUCACACACAGUUGGUUUUUUUAUUAACUCUUUUCUAUCCAGUUUAAAAUAUGAAUAUGUGUCUACCAGAGAGUUAUCAGCAGAUAUGGAAAAAAAGGAAUAUAUAUCAGGAAUAUACCAGUUCAAACUGUAACCUAAAUGGCACUUCUGUUCCCUAGCCUGCUCCAGCAAAUGCCAGAUUUUGUCUCAUUGUACCUGUGAGAUAAGAACCCUCCUCCUAGUAAAGUGUGGGUGAGGUGAAACUGCACAGCUCAAGGUGCAGCAUCCCAGUGGAAGCAGCUCUUCCAAAGGCAGCCUGAAAUCUCCAUGCAAGAGGAACUCAUAGGUCUGGCAUAAUGAGAGCAGUCCUAAUUAGCAGGACUAAUGACAUGGGCACAAGGGCUUUGCCAUCCCAGGGCUCUGUCAGACAGAAUUUUGACAGCAGCCGUCAGCACAGUUCAGUUUCAUGUCCCUGGCUGUGGAAGGAGGCUCCCCUCAGGGUGAUUCACUCAAGCUGAGAUUUGAGCCCUGGAAGUGUUUUUUUCUCUUCAUUAAAUGCAGAGGAAACUGCUAAAUUAGACCCCCUCAGUGACAGGUUAAUGGUAGGUGGUGGGUGCUGAUGCUCCAGGAAAAGAUACAGGAAAUGCUAUUAUAGAUUGAGAGCUAGUCAUGAUGGUCUCUGCUCAGUUCUCAGGAGGCAGAGAUGCAUUGUAGAACUGAGGUGGGACUUUUUCUGUUCCUUUUCAAUAAAUGUCAGGUUGUCUUUAGUCUUCUGGAUUCUAGGGGCAAGCCUAUUCAGUGCCUUACUGAAUGCUAGUGGCUUUCUGGCUUCAGAGCCAUUUACACCAGCAAGUUCCACAUUAUUCCAAGUUGUGUGAUAAAGGUAUUCCCCUGAACUGGUUUGGGAUCAGAAACCUUUUGUUUAGGGAGUGGGGAUGGUUUGAUUUUCCUUCUUUUGGCCACUUUGUGCUGAAUCCAAGGAAGCAGAAAGACCAGCACCCUUUCCAGGCCAUGUUUUGUCUUUCCUUCUUUUAUGAGAGCAGAGGAGAUUUGGCUUUGCUUCCUUUCCAAAGUAAAUUAUCCCAAUAUUUUAUUCUUCUUUUCCUGUUGCAGUUCUUCCACAGCCUAGGUCAUUCCUAUCACCUUGAGUGUUUUCAGUGGCUGUUCUUCCUCAAUACCUAGAGGAAAAAAUCUGGUCCGGUUUCAAUGAGUUUAAAAUCCAGUAAUUUCUUCCCCCAUUGCAGUUCUCCUGCAGAUGCUCUGUCUGUUUCUGCUGUCCCCUGUGUCAAGCCAGGCUUCAUCACUACUGGGGGACUCCAGUCCUGGCCAGCCAUUUCCUCCAAGUCUCCUGGCCAUGUCCUGCCCACAUCUGCCUUCAGUUUUGGCUCAGGGACUGCCCUUAAUAGUCACAUCUGCAGACAGGGUGAGGCUGCCACUUAACAAACACUUAUUAAUAAUGAAAGCCUCACUAUUAGCAUUGCUCAUAGCCUGCCCAGAGCCUUUUUCUCUUCACUUCUCUAAGCAGGUUUUGAUGUGUAAUCCAAUUUCUGUGUGCAGAAAAUUGCCCCUCAGUCAGCACAGAGGGCUGGUGGUUCAGCUCUUGCAUUGUCACUGCUGGGGUAAGAGCUCCCAGGUGCUGCUCAGCCAGGGUCUGUGCCCUUGAGCUGCCAGGAGUGUUCCACUGUCAUUGUUAUACACCCUAAAUAAGCCAGAACCCCUUUUUCUGACCUGGGAGGAAAAAGAAAGAAAACGAAAAUGAUCGCUUUUAACAAAGUGAUUUCACAAGUCAUUUAUCAAGCCCUGUAGCAAGCCAUUUAUUUCAGCUCCUUUUUGCUCCAUGAAAAGCUGUGUGUUAAAAGGGAGAGGUGAGUUUGGAGAGCAGUGCCACCGCCCUCAGCAGCACUUUGCUGGGAGGCCUCCCUCUGGAACUCAGGGCUUGGAGCUGCUAUUUCUCCUGAAGUGAUUCCCACCUAAAUCAAAUUAUUUCUUUUGUCAAGGCUAAUAAGCACUGAACACCACAGACUUUGUUUCCUUACAGAUAUGAGUGAAUGCCUCUGUAUGGUACUUUCUGUUGUCAUUAAAUAUAUAUAUAUAUAUGUGUGUGUGUGUGUGUGUGUUUUUAUAUAUAUAUAUAUAUAUAUAUAUAUAUAUAUAUAUAUAUAUAUAUAUGUAGGUAAUGGGGAGCAUAAUUAUUGCUCUAUUUAAGGUGACAUUCCACUUUAGUGUAUCUUUAAAGUGCAGCUUUUAAGAAAAACCCUGUCUUAAAGGGCAGCUGGAAGAGUUUAGAGGUACAUGUUGUAAUGAGCUUUGAUGAGAUUUAAUGAGCUUUGAGUUUGGGUUCCAGUCUUUAGGGUGAGAAGCACCCAAGAUGGUUUUUCCAUCACAUUCCCAGAUCAAACCCUGUGAGAAUUUAACCUGGGAGGCAUUGCUUGAACACUGGCUGCUCCUGAAGGUGUUUGCAUGUGCUAUGUGUGUGUCUGUCCUCAAACUCCAGCCUCCAUGUUGUAUAUGAGCUUGACUGGAAGGCAAAAGACACACCUUUGUCUUGCUCCAAGACCCUGAUGGUAAUUUUUGCCUCAGUAGAUGUUUUCCCUUUGAUCAGUGUGACUCAACUUUUUUUUCCCUUUUAAUUUGUGUUAGCUGAGUUUAUCGGGUGAUUCCAGGAGGGCACACUCCAUCUGCCCAGCCUCAGAGCUUCCCUUUCAGCAGCAGAGCUCCUUCUCAUUUGUUUACUUGACUGUACUGGACCACUGUGAAGCAAUUACACAAGCAAUAAUGCAGGUGUUGCAUUUUUCUGUCAUUGCCUUUCGUGAGACAUAGCUCUGCACUGGCACCAACAAGUGGGAGGAGACCAGAAGCUGCAUUGUUGUUCACUGGCAAUACAACCCAUGUCCAGUGCUCCUGCAGAGGUCCUCCCUCCUCAGAGCAGUGGGCUGUCUUGGGCCCAAUUUAGUUCAUAAGCCUGGAUUUGAAACAGUUGUGGAUCCCUUCACCAGCACUCCAUCAAUCUCGCUUCCAUCAGGUUUUGUGCUUUUGUUUAGUCUCAAGUUAGAAGAAAGUGUAAAGAAAUGUGCUAAGACUCCCAUAGAGGGUGAGUAAAUAUCCCAUAUAUUUCACAAAAAUUAUGACAAAAUGAAGGGAUUUGCUCUCACAUUGAACAGAAUUAAUAAAAAGUUCUAACUGAUAAAUUAAGUAGUUUUUAAGAACAGCCUGGAGCAAAGUUUCUGCAAUCAAACUGUUCUCUGCUUUUAAUUUAAAAAUCAGCAAAUACUGAGGUACGUUUUGCUGCCUUCUUUUAGAAGUGACCUGAAACUAAAAUGUGAAUUCUCCUUAACAGGAGGUUUAUUGAUGUGAACCUAAAUUUCACCAGCAUGUCCCAUGUUAGAUCCCCUGCCUGUGGGCACAGGGAAAACCAAAGGCUGUUCACAAGAGAAACUCAUAUUAUGAAUGGUUUUAAAAUUCUUCAGAGCUCCUACCCACUUCCAAAUGUCAGUAAUGGGGAGGAUCCAAAACCUUCCUGUGAACCCUGUCAUUUUGCAUGUUGAAAUCCUGGCUUGAAUUCAGGUCUCCACUUCAGCUUUUGUAAAUGUUAAUAUUCAAGUAGAACAAAAACCUUAGAGGCAAUUACAGCAUGAACAUCUCUUCUAGUUUAUGUGUAGUAGCUGAUAGCAAAGUCUGCAAUAAUAAUCUGUGUUUAUACAUGUGCUGUACAGUGUAACAGUUGAGUACAAAAUACCUUUUAACUGUCACGAGAAACUAACUGGAUUGAUGUCACUUUUUGCUUGUAUGAAUAUAAUUAUUUGCCUUGCAGGGACCAGUUCCACUUUUGUCAUGUUAUUUAUGAUUUUUGAAUAAAAUUGUGAUAAAUUAGGCUCGUUUCUAAGGUAAACAAUACUGGAGCCAAGCAGCUGUCUCUGGACAUGUGCAUGUAAUCACAGCUGAUAUCAAGUCCAAGUCCAACUCCUUGCUUUGCUUGGACCUUUCUUUAACCUUUCAGGCUUAUUCAGGGAAAUGUGGACCACUCUAUUUUCUUAUUAAAAAUACAGCUUUGUGAAAAGCUGAACUUAUUUUUUAAAUCCUUUCUUUUCUGGUUCAGAAAGACUGUAACAGUCAUAUUUUUCUAAACUGCCUAUUGCUUGUGUUGGGAAAUUAUACAGAGAUAUAUAUUUUGCUCUACAGAUUUCCAUGUACUUUUGGAACUCUUUGUUUUCAUAGAUAAAUCCUCCUGUUUGCUAGAAUUUGCUCAAAAAGCUGUAAGCUUCUGUAUACUGACUCUGUGAAAUUCUAUAAAAAUGCAGCUGCAUCAAAAGACUGACUUUAUGUUUUAUGUAAAUUGUUGGAGCUAAGUCAUCCUGAGUGUUAUGCCACGCAAGAGGUACAGAAAGAAAUCAGGUCAUUGUUUUGAAAGGCUGGCCAGCAUUAUGUCACACUGCCUCAAAGUCCCAGAUGAAAGUCAGGAGAGUUUCUUCUAGGAAUGGUACCAUUUUGGGCCAUGAGUGUAGUUUUUUUACACUGUUUAGAACCUUAUUUGAAAAUUAGUCCCAUGAAACUUCAUGGGAAAUAUUAAAAAUAAGAGGCUGUGGUGUGUGAAGAGCUAUGAUAGAAUAAGGACCUUUUCUAAUGAAGUACAGGGCCUUUUAAGUAGUUAAGGGACUAUGAUUUGAGUAUUUCAGGACAACUUUUGUGUUCUUUUCUGAGCUGUGGACUCCACCUGUGUAUUGUGGAUUUAUUCCAUAGCUGAAAUGCCAGAUUAAAUUGAUUUAAGCCCCGUGAGCAGAUGAAAAUAAUAGAAAGCUGCAGUGAAAUAUUGCAGAAAAUGGCCUGAUUUCAUUCUUCAGAGCAAUAGUUAAAGUAACUCACAGCCUUGGCUUCUUUGCACCUGUGAAGCAGAGGCCCUUGUUUUGUACCUCAGCUGUGGUAUAACAUGGAAGGAUUUCUGCUCUCUGCUUGGAAAAUACUGUCUAUUUCUCACCCUUGUCAAAGCAUAAUAUUUCCCAAGUAAAAAAAAACAUCUGAUUCUUCAAGACUCAUAGGGGAGUUAAGGGGCAGCUGGAACCUUCUGUGAUCCAGCCACAUUAUUCCAAAAGUUUAUCCCUCAAUGACAAAUAAAAUAUGAUGUGACUUUGCUGUUUGCAAGUAGGAUCAAGAGACUGGAAAUUCAUCACCCCAAGCCCUUGCCUGUUCUAUGAUGCUUCAGUGUUACCAAUGAACUGUGUUGAAUUGGAUUAUAAAAUCAGAGUAUUUUAUUGCAUGUGUCCUUUUUUGCAAUGAAAAUAUAGUUGUAUUUGAUGUUGCAGUUAUAGUGCAGUAAAUAAACAUAUGUGCAUUUCUUUUUAA